CUCUGGGCAGAGGUGCAUUGGGCAGAAAAGAUACUGCUGCAUCUGGCAUCAUUCUACGGGCUUACUAUAUCUUCCGUGCCAUUCUCCGCGGGCCUGGGACGCUGGACAAUUCUCGGACGUGGUUUUGCUUUCCGCUUUAGACCCACUCAGAUAAGAUCUUAUUUUCCAAAGAGCUAGGUUUCUUAUAACGCCUCUGUCGUCCGGCCGAACUUGAUUCCGCCCUGUUGCGCCGUUGAGCUCUGCUGCGUACUUCACACACUGAAAAGAGGUCGGCCAGUGUCGCGUUGAUCUCGGUAGGAAGCAAUGCUCUCCAAGACGCUGUAUGCGCUGUCUGCGCUCCCACUUGCCGUCGCACAAGAGACUGUGUACGGAGUUUACAUCUUCUCUCGCCAUGGCGACCGCACUCCGAAGAUUCUUCCUCCCGCCAAUCUCACCCAGCUCGGCUACCAGGAAGUCUACCAGCGUGGCCAGUACUAUCGUUCUAGGUACAUCGCGUCCGAGGCGAGCUUGAAAAUCGCUGGCAUCAACACCGAUAUCGUCAAACUCUCCCAGAUCGCUGUUUCUGCCCCGCAGGACAACGUUCUCCAGUCGUCUGCGAAUGGUUUCUUGCAGGGCUUGUAUCCGCCGUAUGAGACAAACCAGACUUUGAGGAACGGCACCACCAUAGAUGCCCCCAUGGGUGGCUACCAGAUCAUCCCAAUCAAUCUGGCCAGCUCAGGAAGCGGCAGUGAGGACAACGGCUGGCUUCAGGAUGCUACCGGCUGCGGUAACGCAGUAAAGAGCAGCAACAACUACUUCCUCUCUGCGCAGUACCAAUCUCUGCUCUCGAGCACCAGCGAUUUCUACAAACGACUUACCCCCGUCAUUAACAGCACGUUCUCGGCGGCCAAUAUCAACUUCAAGAAUGCCUACACCAUCUUCGACUACAUCAACGUGGCCGAAAUCCACAACCAGACCAUCCCUUCUUCAAACCUACUUGAUAACAGCACCCUGUUCCAGCUGCGCACGCUAGCCGAUCACCACGAGUUCGGCCUCGCUUACAAUGCCUCUGACAACACUCGCGCUAUCGCCGGCAUGCAGCUCGCAGCCGAGAUUGUCGACUACCUGAACGGCACCAUCACUAGCGGUGGCAAGCAGAAGCUGGGUAUCCAGUUUGGCGCAUACGGGACUUUCUUGUCCUUCUUCGGUCUUUCCAACCUGACUGCCGCAAGCGAGGAUUUCUACGGCGUCAACGACUACGCGUCCACCAUGGUGUUCGAGCUCUUUGCCAACGGCACCAGCAGCACAAUGCCCUCGGCCGACGAACUGUUCGUUCGCUUCCUUUUCCACAACGGAACCAGCGCAACCAGCGUGGACCCCACUCCCUUCCCGUUGUUUGGCGGCUCCGACCUCGUCAUCCCCUGGAACACGUUCGCGGAGAAGAUGGGCCAGUUCUCAGUUGGCACGACGGAGGAUUGGUGCAAGGUCUGUGGGAACACGACGGGAACAUGCGCGGCUUACGCGACUGAGGUGAACGGCAGUUCGAGCACGGCCUCUGGAACGGGUGGCAGCAGCGGUGGCAUUUCAAAGGCCGUUGCCGGCGUCAUUGGAGCAAUGGUGACGCUCGGCGUUAUCCUUGGCCUCGAAGCCUUGAUCUUGGCCGUCGGCGGCCUAAGAGUUGUGAGCAAGAAGAAGCUGCAGGCCAGUCCACCAACAAGUGUUGCGCAGGCAAAGGCUUAAGCCAACGCCACAAAUAUCUGACGAUUGCAUACGGUCUGAUUUAAUGUAUUGAUCUUAUACAUGAGGAAAUAGUAGUAAUCUACAAAUCCAUUCUUUCAAA
Molecule: messenger RNA, 1819 nt
Organism: Verruconis gallopava
Lineage: Eukaryota; Fungi; Ascomycota; Dothideomycetes; Venturiales; Sympoventuriaceae
Exons: 2
Coding region: 304-1719 (471 amino acids)
Biological process (GO): dephosphorylation
Molecular function (GO): phosphatase activity
Source: RefSeq, a predicted model, not a curated record